Messenger RNA from Aspergillus sclerotioniger CBS 115572, 1541 nucleotides. Its product is annotated as HesA/MoeB/ThiF family protein. Bases 43 to 1494 code for a protein of 483 amino acids. Gene Ontology annotation, molecular function: thiosulfate-cyanide sulfurtransferase activity; adenylyltransferase activity; URM1 activating enzyme activity. Gene Ontology annotation, biological process: tRNA wobble position uridine thiolation; protein urmylation. The record is from RefSeq and is a predicted model, not a curated record. Lineage: Eukaryota; Fungi; Ascomycota; Eurotiomycetes; Eurotiales; Aspergillaceae. The transcript has 3 exons. Gene Ontology annotation, cellular component: cytosol; cytoplasm.
CCUCCAGAUUAUUUGACCUGAUCUCGACUCGCUCAGUUGCCAAUGAGCGAUCUCGAGCAAACAUGCGCGUCUUUGCGCGCCCAGAUCGCGGCCACUGAAGAACAACUUGCAGGUUUGAAACAUGAGCUCCAAAUCGCAGAAGAGGCUGCCGCGAGAUCUAAAGCUCAGGCUGUGGAGGACGAUGAAGCAGCUUCUGGGAGGCGGUGGCCCCUACUGGACGAAGAGUAUCGGCGCUAUGGGAGACAGAUGAUUGUACCGCAGUUAGGCAUCCAAGGCCAACUGCUACUCAAAUUGGCAAAGGUUUUGAUCGUGGGUGCUGGUGGAUUAGGAUGUCCAGCAGCAUUGUAUCUCGCGGGAGCUGGUGUCGGCACUCUGGGGCUGGUCGAUGGGGAUACGGUGGAAUCGUCGAAUCUCCAUCGUCAGGUUUUACACAGGACCAAGAACGUCGGGAAGCCGAAGGUGGAUAGUGCGAUUGAGUACUUGCAGGAGCUGAACCCCCACCCCAAGUACAUCGCUCACAGGGAACAUCUAUCACCUGAAGCCGCCCCAGAUAUCUUCAGCAAUUACGAUCUGAUUCUCGAUUGUACCGAUAACCCUGCGACUCGAUAUCUCAUUUCGGAUACUGCAGUGCUUCUGGGUAAACCUUUGGUGUCAGCAUCUGCCCUGCGCACUGAAGGUCAGCUUAUGGUGUUGAACAACCCUCCCCGGCCCGCAGGCGAUAAGACUGGAGGCCCUUGCUACCGUUGUGUGUUUCCUAAGCCGCCACCGGCGAACACAGUUACGAGCUGCGCGGAUGGGGGCAUCCUCGGCCCCGUGGUUGGUACAAUGGGCGUUUUGCAGGCGUUGGAAGCUAUCAAGGUCAUUACGGCAGAAGAAACGAGGGCACCUACUCCACCCUCUUUGCAUAUCUUCUCGGCGUAUUCUACACCUCUCUUCCGCACGAUAAAACUACGCUCCCGUCGCCGCAAUUGCGCGGUGUGCUCUGCUGAGGCCAGCGUGACGGUCGAUACUGUACGCUCGGGGUCUACCGAUUAUGUCUUCUUCUGUGGGACGGCGGACCCAGAGAACUUACUCACGCCAGAGGAACGUAUCACGCCGCUGGAGUAUUGCAGGAAAUACCGUGGUAGGGGGGAGAAGGAGCCAACUAUCAUCGAUGUGAGAGAGGAGGUCCAGUUCGACAUCUGUAGUCUGGAAAAUAGCAUCAACAUUCCGAUGUCCACGAUCUUAGCUUCUACCUUCAGCUCGCCGGAUAGUGGAGAUUCUUCGGCUAAUGGAGUGCCCGGGUUGCCCUCAUGGGUGCCAUCGGACGUGGCUUCAUCGCAGUCCACUGAUCCGGUUUAUGUGGUUUGUCGACUAGGCAACGACUCUCAGGUCGCUGUGAAGAGGCUAAAGGAACUGGGCUUGGGCCGGGGGGGACAGAGGGUAGUGGCUGACAUUCGAGGGGGAUUUCGCGCUUGGAAAGAACAGGUUGAUCCUGAAUGGCCGGAAUAUUAGAUCCUCGGUAGACUUAUAUGUAGCCGUCAAUGCAUCGAAUGCCUAGC